Molecule: messenger RNA, 1047 nt
Organism: Diaporthe amygdali
Lineage: Eukaryota; Fungi; Ascomycota; Sordariomycetes; Diaporthales; Diaporthaceae
Exons: 1
Coding region: 1-1047 (348 amino acids)
Source: RefSeq, a predicted model, not a curated record
AUGAAGACCGGUGGAGGAAGCAUCGCCGUGAUCGCCAUGACGGCAAUCAUCAACACAAUGACGGCAACCGCACAGAACUUGUCGUACGGCGCAGAUAACUGGUACCGCAGCGACAUCGUGACAGUCCAGCCAAUCACCUUCCAGACCCAGAACAACCUGACCGUGGCGGGCAACCUCUUCACCCUGACCAACCUCAGCCGCAGCGCCAACAACACGCCAGCCAUCGUGGUCGGCCACCCCAUGGGCGCGACAAAGGAGCAGAGCGCGAACCUCUACGCGACCAAGCUGGCCGAGCAGGGCUUCGUCACUGUGUCGCUGGACCUGCCGCACUGGGGCGGCAGUCAAGGCGAGCCGCGCAACGGCGUAGCGCCCGACGAGUACGCAGAGGCCUUCAGCGCGGCGGUUGACCACCUAGGCACUCAGGUAGGGUCAGUCGACCGCGAGCGCAUCGGCGCCCUGGGCAUCUGCGGCAGCGGCAGCUUCGUAAUCAGCGCGGCCAAGAUCGACGCGCGCAUCAAGGCCAUCGCCACGUCGAGCAUGUACGACAUGGGCGCCGCGAACCGCAACGGGCUACGCCACUCACAGACCGUUGAGCAGCGCAAGGAGGUCGUCGCCCAGGCGUCCCGCUCCCGCUGGUCUGAGACAGAGGGUGGCGAGAUCGAGGUGUCUGGGGGGACGCCGAUCGUUCUUACUAGUAAUUCGACCGCGGUCGAUGCCGAGUUCUUCGAUUUCUACCGCACCAGCCGCGGCGAGUUCACGCCCGAGGGCACGACGCCGAACCGUACGACGAAACCGACGGUGACUAGCCAUGUAAAGUUCCUCAAUUUCUACCCCUUUAACGACAUCGACACCAUCUCGCCGCGCCCGCUGCUUUUCGUCUCGGGCGACCAGGCACACUCGCGAGAGUUUAGCGAGGACGCAUACGCGAAUGCGGCCGAGCCCAAGGAGCUGUUCUGGGUUCCUGGUGCUGGUCACGUCGACCUCUAUGACCGUGUGGAGCUCAUUCCUUUCGACAAGUUCACCGACUUUUUCAGGGAGAAUCUUUAA